Molecule: messenger RNA, 900 nt
Organism: Temnothorax curvispinosus
Lineage: Eukaryota; Metazoa; Arthropoda; Insecta; Hymenoptera; Formicidae
Product: proteasome assembly chaperone 2-like
Exons: 2
Coding region: 83-838 (251 amino acids)
Biological process (GO): proteasome assembly
Cellular component (GO): cytosol; nucleus
Source: RefSeq, a predicted model, not a curated record
CGAGUGUUGAUGUUGUGACAUUCUUGGCAAUUAUUCACCUCCUCACACUUUGACCGAAAUAAAAACAUCAUUAAAUGUGAAAAUGAUUAAACUAACGCAGGAUAUUAAUUUGGAGAAUUAUACGCUCAUCUUGCCGUCGGUGGCGGUCGGAAACGUCGGCCAGUUGUCCGUCGAUUUACUCGUUUCGAAUCUUAACCUUUCCAAGAUCGGUCAAAUUUUUAGCGCGUCAUUCGUGCCGGUCGUCGGCGCGAAUGCCUACAAUGAACAUUCGAACGAGCUCAUCACGGCGAUCGACAUUUACGCGGGGAUCAAAGAACGUAUUGUCGUUAUACAAAUCCGCUCGCCGUACGUGGGCGAGCUCGUGGAAUUCUUCAACGAGCUGGCGCAAUUUGUCACCGAGAAAAAGAUAGCUAAAGUAAUAAUUCUCGCGAGCAGUCAUGAUUAUGUGAAGAGAGAGGUCCAGCCGCAGCAUCUCAAGUUGAGAUACGUCGCGUCUCCUGGCAUACGCUCCAAGAUCGGCAAACUCUUUGAAGACCUCAAGUGGAUUCCGCAUCAACCGGGAGUCGCGUCCGACCUGACGAGUGGAGAGGAAAGAUUGCAGAUACCAGGGGGUGGCUUCGCCAAGAGCCUCUUCAAGUUUCUGUCCGAUGCCGACAUUCCUUGCACUGUCUUGUUCAAAUUCUGCUCCGAGGGGGAUAACAUAGAGGACGCGAUAGCUCUGGUGCGCUACUUAAAUGAAUGGAUACGUGUGUUAGAAACAAGCGGUAGUGAUAAUUUGAAGUAUCCACCGUCUUGGAAACACUUAUUUGGGAAACCACCGUCGCAGGAUAUAUAUUGAAUAUGUAUGGAUAUAUUUUAUAUUCCGUUAAUCUCGAAAUAAUAAUAUUUUUACUAUGGUUA